CGCUGCCUUCACACUGCACUGAAAGGGAAGCUGAUGUUGUGCCAGCAGCUCGGCUCCAUUACCAGCGCCGCCACUCGCACACAGUGAUGGGAAAGAAAACCCGCACAGGGCCGGGCCGACGGACCAUUUUACAGCUCUCACCGCCAGGACUGCGCAGCGGCACAGGAACAGCCCGAGACGAGGCUCCAGGCUCUGGCUCUGAAGGGGAGACAGAGGGUUAUACAAGCAAGGACGGGCAAGGAGUCUACAGGGAGAUGAACAUGGAAAUGAAGACCUCAGCAGUGAAGGCAACACAGGGUUUGUCUUUGCUCGGUGCUUAUGAGGACAGUGAGGAAGAAGAUGGAUCUGAAGCAAGCAGUUCUGCUGCCAAAGCAAAGCUCAAUCGCUCUGCAGACAUUGACAGUACACUUGCAAGUUUUAUGGCUGAAAUUGAUGCUAUCACCACUCAGCCAGUCCAGACCGAUGAUACUACAAAGGAGGAGCCCAGUGAUCCAGCACCUACCCCUCCUUGCCCUGAACCCAAGACAGAGCAGCAUGCUUAUGCACAGAAUGGCUCUGCACAGGAAUUUCAGUAUAAUACACAGUACUCCCUGGCAGGAGCUGGGGUUGAAAUGGGUGAUUGGCAGGAGGUAUGGGAUGAGAACACGGGCUGCUACUACUAUUGGAACACCCAGACUAAUGAGGUGGCCUGGGAGCUUCCCCACUAUCUAGCCGAUCAGAUGCAGAGUCUACAGCAGUACUCAGAGAGCUCAUCUGUUAACGGCAGCGAGGUGUUGCAUCACGCAGCGAGUUAUCCUGAACAGCACUCCGCUCCGACUGUCACUGCAUCGAAACAGGAACCAAAAAAGAAGGCAUUAAUGGAGAGUGUAGUGGCUUUAACUAGUGAUGAGGAGGAGAGGAAAGGGGUAGCUGCCUCUCUCCUCGCACCUCUAAUACCACCUGAAGUGAAAGAGGCAGAAGAGAAAUGGAGGAAGAAGAUUCUGGCGAUGGACGAGAAGGUGGAGAAUGCGCCGGAGGUUGAGGGAGAGGCGUCUUUAGGCUCUCCUGCACUGUGUGAUGGAGAAAGCCCUGCUCAGUGUAAUCCGCAAAGUAGGAACCACUCUAGAGAAAACUCUGAUGGAGAAGAGGAGACAGAGGAGGAUACCAAGGAACUGGAGCUUGCAUUAGAGAGGAAAAAGGCUGAACUUCGUGCCUUAGAAGAAGGUGAUGGCAGUGCCGGUGGUUCAAGCCCCUGUUCUGAGGCAAGUCAAGAGGGUUCUCGAGGCCUCUUGAAGAAGACUAAGUGGAAAACAGCCUUUCUUCGGGCACAGAGUCCUGACUCAAACAGCAGAGGAUCUGAAAAACCAGAAUGGGACACUGCAGAACCUGUGGAUAUAGCACAUUCCAAAGCAGCUGAGAAACAAGAAGAUAAAGAAGAACAGGAAAGAACUGUAUCCAAAAUACAAGAGGAGGAUACAGCAGACCUCAAGUUUCAGAUUGGAGAGCUUGCCAAUACCUUAACCAGCAAAAUGGAAUUCUUGGGAAUUGACAAAAAGGCCAUCUCCAACUUUCAACUGCUUUUGUUACAAACUGAGACGCGGAUAGCAGAUUGGCGAGAAGGAGCACUGAAUGGAAAUUAUCUCCGCCGCAGGUUGCAGGAAGCUGCUGAGCACAUAAAACAUUACGAACUUAACGCCACUCCCAAGGGCUGGUCCUGCCACUGGGACAGAGAUCACAGGCGAUACUUCUAUGUGAAUGACCGGACCAGUGCCUCCCAGUGGGAGUUUCCAGCAGUGAAGGAAGAAGAGGAGGAUGCCAAGCCACCCCAGCCCGCUGCAGUUUGUCAGGGAAAUGCAGGUCAACUACCUCCUGAGGCUUCCAGUGGUUCAGCAGAAACCCAGUCCUAUUGGUCAGCUCCUCAACCUCCACUUCCUCCAGACACACCCCCUCCUCCUGCAGAACAACCACCUCCACCACCACCUCCUCCUGAAUCCCCUCCGCCACCCCCUCCUCCACCCCUCAGCGAUGAUGGAGAGAUCGAGGAGGUAGAAAUGGAAGAUGAGGAUGCUGAGCCACCUGCUCCUGGAACAGAGGAAUUUAGGGCCAGUGAAGCAGCAGCCACUCAAGGAGCUGUGGCUAAAGCCCAGAAGAGGAAAGCUCCAGGCUCAGAACAGCUGAACAAAGCCAUCACUAUUGGGAGCAGUCCCAUACUCUACACCCAGCCUACUGCCACAGCAGCCCCUAUAAUCACUGCAAAUGCUUAUUGGGGAAUGACUGCAGUAGCUGCACCUGCUCUGCCAUCAGAGCCUUUGGUUCCACCAGUGCCAGCUGCACCCUCACAACCUCCACUUCCACCACCUCAACCUCCAAUUGAACCAGUGUCCACAAAGAUGCCUACAGACAAAGCUAAGAAGCUAAAGAAGGACAAGAUGAAAAAGAGCAAGACUAAGAUGCCAUCUUUAGUGAAAAAAUGGCAGAGCAUCCAGAGGGAACUAGAUGAAGAGGAGAAGUCAAGUUCUAGUGACGAAGACCGAGAUCAAUUAAACAGCAGGCGCAUUGAAGAGUGGAAACAGCAACAGCUUGCCUCAGGAAAGGCAACGAAGAAUGCUAACUUUGAGGCUCUGCCUGCAGACUGGAGAGAAAGGUUGCUAAAGAAGAGGAAGAUGAUGCAGAGUUCAUAGCAUUGGUCCUUCAGUUUGGAAUGGACUGUCUUGGACUGUAUAUUUCUUUUCGCAUCCUGUUCCCACAGGAUGGACUAGAUUGGACUGAAUGUUUUUAUAUUAUCACCUCUAUUCAAGUGGUGAAUUUUUCUGCAGAAAGACGUCAGUGUCUCUCGUUAUUGAUAUUUUUUUUUUUUUUUUUUGUAAAAAUAACUCCCAGUGUACAAAGUAUUUUUAUGUUAUAUUAUUGUUUUCUUGUUAGAUCCCUCACAGUCAUCAACAUUGAUCCAUGGUAAUUGCAGGGCAACCUGCCUUCUUUUUUAUUUUAGCAUGUGCUGACUUCGAGACUAGUACUUUGUAUAGAUUAUGGCAAGUUUUGUGAUGUUUUUUAGGACGUACUGUGCCAUGAUCAUGAGUCUUGAUCCCAAGACCAUUUACUGUAGGAAUUAAAGCUUUUUUAAUGUCCAUGCAUCACUGAUACCUUGAAGCUUAUGAAUCUUGUCCCUAGGUUUAGCUACAAGAAGUGAUGGAAUAAUACGCAAUUGCACAUGGUGGAAAACACUGGUUUUCUCCAAAGUUUCUGUGGUGAUCAGUUAUUUAGGUUGUUGAUGAGGAACCUGUAUAUAAGUACUCACUCUUGGGGUGAAAUUUCUUAUAUAUGUCAGUGGAGUACAUGUCUGUUCAGGGUAUAGGCUUUGCAAUAAUACUUUAUCAGCAGACUAACAAUAUCUUUUUCAAUGUAGAGAAAUUUCAGCCAUCUACAGCCAUGCUAGUUUCUUCCACAGUGUUCUGUAUAGCUGUGUCCCUUACUGGAAAUGGGGGUGGGGUGGUCAUUGAAGUUUUCUAAGUUGUAAAUAAUAAAUAAAUUUAUACCACCUG
Molecule: messenger RNA, 3518 nt
Organism: Pangasianodon hypophthalmus (striped catfish)
Lineage: Eukaryota; Metazoa; Chordata; Actinopteri; Siluriformes; Pangasiidae
Gene: fnbp4
Product: formin binding protein 4
Exons: 17
Coding region: 87-2660 (857 amino acids)
Molecular function (GO): protein binding
Source: RefSeq, a predicted model, not a curated record